Molecule: messenger RNA, 680 nt
Organism: Beta vulgaris subsp. vulgaris (sugar beet)
Lineage: Eukaryota; Viridiplantae; Streptophyta; Magnoliopsida; Caryophyllales; Amaranthaceae
Exons: 3
Coding region: 127-369 (80 amino acids)
Source: RefSeq, a predicted model, not a curated record
UAUUUUGGUGCAGACUGGCGAGUGCUCCCUUAACUUUGGAUCUGAUCGACAAAACGCGCCGUAGACGGUAGAGCUAAACCUGAGAAAGUGAAGUAAGAAGAGAGGCAAGGAGAGAGAAAAAAGAAAAUGGCGUGGAGUGCGACUGCGAUCGGAGCUCUUCUAGGAUUGGGUACCCAGAUGUACUCAAAUGCUCUCCGUAAGCUCCCUUACAUGCGUCAUCCUUGGGAACAUGUAUUGGGAAUGGGAUUAGGGGUUGUCUUUGUAAACCAGCUUGUAAAAUGGGAUGCUAAGCUUCAAGUAGACCUUGACAAGAUGCUUGAGAAAGCCAAAGCCGCCAAUGAGCGACGCUAUAUGGAUGAAGAUGAGUAGCUGCUCUUGUGGAUACAAAUAAUCGUGAUCUGGUUGAACGUUUAAGUGGUUGCAAAAUUAGUCAUCUUUGAAUCAGUACACAUGCUUUGGUUUGAAUUCCGUGCUUUGCUAGAAAUUUCACAACUUGAUUGAACCAUUUUGUUGUUUUUUUGUAUCCAGUACAAGCUGUCAGAUUGCCCAUUUAUUAGGCUGUUGCAAAUGUCUUGUAAUAAUGAAGGCACCUUCGCUUGUAGCUGCUGCAGUUUUGGAAAAUAUAUGAUUCGCAAAUAUAAAGGAAGAUGGGAAGUGCUAAUAUCGACAUUUUUAUAUCA